Messenger RNA from Dendronephthya gigantea, 1030 nucleotides. Its product is annotated as eukaryotic translation initiation factor 3 subunit G-like. NCBI's taxonomy places the organism in Eukaryota, Metazoa, Cnidaria, Anthozoa, Malacalcyonacea, Nephtheidae. Gene Ontology annotation, molecular function: translation initiation factor activity; RNA binding. The transcript has 10 exons. Gene Ontology annotation, cellular component: cytoplasm; eukaryotic translation initiation factor 3 complex. The record is from RefSeq and is a predicted model, not a curated record. Bases 97 to 978 code for a protein of 293 amino acids.
UUCUAGUUGAAAACUGAAAAGUUGAAAAGGAAGGCGAGAGAAAAUUAGAUAAUUUUGUGUUAUUUUUCAAUAUUUACUCGAGUUGAACUAAAUACAAUGCCAGAGCUAACUUCAGAGUCAGCUGAUGCAGGAACCAGUUGGGCUGAUCAAGUUGAACAAGAAGAUGAACCAGAAAAUGCAGCUCUACCUCAGUCAACGGAGGUCAUAAAGAAUGGAAUCAAGACUGUAACAGAAUUCAAGAGGAAUGAUGACAAUAAGCUGGUCAAGGUUAUCAGAACAUAUAAAUUGGAAACUCUCAAAGUUCACAAAGCAAUUGCAAAGAGGAAGUUGUGGGCAAAAUUUGGUGAUUCCAAGAUGGAUAAACCAGGUCCAAAUCCUGCAACAACUAUGGUGGCUGAGGAUGUCUUCCUUGUUCUCACAUCCAACAAGGAGGAUUUAAAUCAACAAGAAGAUGAUCCAAUGCGAAAACUCAGAAACCAGAAAAACAUUGUGCAAUGUCGUAUUUGUAAAGGUGACCAUUGGACGUUAAAAUGUCCAUACAAGGACACACUUGAGCCUUUACAACAACAGCUGAAGGAAGAAGAGAAUGCUGCUGCUGCUAGUGGUGAAAGCUCUGGUAGUAAGCCUGCAAAUCUUAAUCAAACUGGAGGUAAAUAUGUGGCACCAGGUCGACGAGAGGGAGCAACAGGAAGAGGCGAAAUGAUGAGUUCAAGAAACAGAGACGAGACGGCAACGAUACGUGUUACAAACUUAUCAGAGGACACGCGAGAAUCAGAUUUGCAAGAACUCUUUCGACCUUUUGGACCGAUAUCUCGAAUAUAUCUCGCUAAAGAUAAAAUCACGAACCAGUCGAAGGGAUUUGCAUUCAUCAAUUUUGUUCGUCGUGACGAUGCCGCUCAGGCCAUAAAGUGUGUCUCCGGUUUAGGCUAUGAUCAUCUUAUUUUGAACGUCGAGUGGGCGAGGCCUUCAAAUACAUGAAUUGUUGCCUUCACAUCACUGCAAUAAUAUAAAAUAAAAGCUUUAUCAUACA